AUGUCUGUACUAGCGCAUAGUGAUCACCUACGCUGGAUGCCGUCAAAAGUCAUACGAUCAAGUGCGUGCUCUCUCUGGUGUUAUUUGAUCAUUGAUCAGACUCACGCAUGUCCACUUACUGCAUACAUAUGUGUCCUGGAUAUGUUACUCUAUAGCCAGAUACGCAGCUCUACUUUGACCUCGACUCUCCAACAUUGUCCCCACUGCCUGGGACAAUGUUACUGCUUCUCUCACAGGCAGUCCGUAGCGCAACUGCGUCACUUCAAACCCGAGAAGGCCCUAGAAUGGCUCAGAGAAAACCGUAGGCUCCGCUUCGGCAGCGGACCCAAGAAGGCAUAUCGAAGCCCCUCACGUAAAUGCCCAUCAACAACGUUGGACCGCCAUGAACUUCUUGUUGACGACCAACAGCAGGGAGGUCCGGAUUGCUACAACUCUAGGCUUGUUUCUGCGGCGGUAGCUCUCCCAGUUGACAUUUCAUUUUACAAAGUUGGGCGAGUACGCCAGGCUUACAUCCUCCAGAGCGUAUGGCAGGCAACACUGAAGCACCUCCUGGAGAUGGAGGCAUUCGUGGAGACGAUUGAAGGCCUAGGUCUGCUUCCUUGGCGAAGGAACAACCCACCUUCGACAACGACCUCAAGCCCUGGCUCACAAGGGUUGCCGAGAGCGCGUUCCCCAGCACAGAGGGACGUAGCCAUGGCCAUUGCCGGGAGCCUCACGUCAGUAUUCUCGCGCUCCAGCCCUGUAUCGCCGCCACUGAGCAGCAGCGCUAUCAGAAACGUCAAAGCGCAGCACCCAAUGUUUUGCGUUAGAGGUACAGCGGCUCGAUAUCAAGGGGUACCUAAGGUUCUCAACGGUCCAGAAGAACUUUGGGGACCCAUUAGAGGCUGA
This is a messenger RNA of Lobosporangium transversale, 888 nucleotides long. RefSeq lists its product as hypothetical. The transcript has 6 exons. The record is from RefSeq and is a predicted model, not a curated record. Lineage: Eukaryota; Fungi; Mortierellomycota; Mortierellomycetes; Mortierellales; Mortierellaceae. The coding region runs from base 1 to 888 and encodes 295 amino acids.